AUGACGGGAAGCCUCAAGAAAGAAUGCGACAAGGCGGCGCAAAUCCUCAAGAGCUUUAUCGACAAAGGUAGAAUACCGACCCAGGUAAUCGCCAACGCCAAAGGCAUCGCCGUCUUCUCGGGCUUCCGCGCCGCCAUGUACCUCGCCGGGGCAAGCGGCUCGGGGGUGGUGGUGGCACGGCUCGCCGACGGAUCCUGGUCGGCGCCGUCUGCCUUCUCCGUGCGGUCGGGCGGCUUCGGGGUCGUGUACGGCGUGGACCUGUACGACUGCGUGUGCGUGCUCAACACGGCGGAGGCGGUCGAGGCGUACACGAAGAGCGAAAUGACGCUGGGCGCAGGUGCGUCCAUGGCCGCCGGCCCCAUCGGCGGCACGGCCGACCUCAGCACCAAGGACGUCAAGCCGAUCUGGACGUACACCAAGUCGCGGGGCCUGUAUGGUGGGUUGACGGUCGACGGCACCGUCAUCAAGGCUCGGCCGGGCGUCAAUGCCGAGGCCUACGGUUCGACUGCGACGGCGGCACAGAUCCUGACGGGCCAGGUAACGUGGCCGGUACAGACGCAUCUUCGCGAGGUCCUCAAGAUGGCCGAGGGGAAGAGUGCGGAUGCAAAGGUCCUCGGGGCGGUCAGUGCUGAGCCGACGCCGGGCGAUCUGAAAGAGUGA
Messenger RNA from Fonsecaea erecta, 660 nucleotides. RefSeq lists its product as hypothetical. Bases 1 to 660 code for a protein of 219 amino acids. NCBI's taxonomy places the organism in Eukaryota, Fungi, Ascomycota, Eurotiomycetes, Chaetothyriales, Herpotrichiellaceae. Gene Ontology annotation, molecular function: phosphatidylinositol binding. The record is from RefSeq and is a predicted model, not a curated record. The transcript is spliced from 2 exons.